GCUACCAGCCCUUCGAUUAUAUUGCUAAUUUGGUAAAUAAACAGAGUAGCCAUGAAAGCAGUGAUCAUUCUAUUACUCGCAGUUGCUUCAGUUGUGGCCAUAUCCAUUGACGAGGAUAGCCAAUCCGGUGAAGAUGGCUGGUAUGUGCCCCAACUCGACGGAUCCUUCAACUGGAUGACGGUGGCCGAAUCCGAAGAUUUAACCGGUCGUAAGUCCGCCACUUCGGGUUUUUUCUACUUGUACACCAACGAGAACCCAACCACCCCAGAUACUUUGGUUACCGGAAAUGUACAAUCGUUGAAAGCUUCGCAUUUUCACAAUAGUUAUCCCACUAAAUUCAUUAUUCAUGGAUGGCAAUCCAGCUCCGAUUCUGACUUGAACCCACAAAUCCGUGAUGCUUUCUUGUCCAAGGGUAAAUACAACAUUAUUUCUGUAGAUUGGAGCGACAAAUCGCACUCUCUCAAUUACGCUUCCUCGAAAAGCCAUGUUCCCGAGGUUGGUAAACAGGUUGCUGCCAUGAUUGACUUCUUGUACAAGGAAGGUGGUCUAUCUUUUGACACACUGCAUGUAAUCGGUCACAGUUUGGGUGCUCACAUCUCUGGGUUUGCAGGCAAAAAUGUACAAAAUGGACGUAUUCAACAGAUUACCGGCUUGGACCCUGCAUUGCCGUUGUUCAGUUAUGAUAAACCAGCUGAACGUUUGAAUGAAGAUGAUGCCGACUAUGUUGAAUCUAUUCAGACGUGUGGUGGUCUUUUGGGUUUCUUGAAGCCAAUUGGCAAAGCUGCCUUUUAUCCCAACGGUGGUAAGAGUCAACCCGGUUGUGGUUUGGAUGUUUCCGGUUCGUGUGCUCACGGACGCUCAUGGUUAUACUAUGCUGAAGCUGUUUCCAAUAAUGAUUUUCCAUCGGUGAAGUGUGAAAACUAUAAAAAUGCUAUCAAGAAUUCAUGUGGUAGCACUUAUUCCUCAAUUCGUAUGGCCGCCCCAAAUAACAUUGCCAGUGCCUUCGACCAUUUUUAUGUGCCCGUAAACAAGAAGAUCCCAUAUGGUAUAGGUCAGUAA
This is a messenger RNA of Rhagoletis zephyria (snowberry fruit fly), 1059 nucleotides long. RefSeq names its product phospholipase A1-like. Gene Ontology annotation, molecular function: lipase activity; serine hydrolase activity. NCBI's taxonomy places the organism in Eukaryota, Metazoa, Arthropoda, Insecta, Diptera, Tephritidae. The record is from RefSeq and is a predicted model, not a curated record. Gene Ontology annotation, biological process: lipid catabolic process.